UCCGCACCUACGCAUAUGCCACCGAGCGCACCCGACCAACGCUCGUCUGCUGCCCGUCCCCUGCCCUUCUUCAUUUUCAACUCCACCUCCUCACUCCAAUGACCGCCACAGCCCCGGCCCUGGCGCCUGCGGCACGGACCCGCGGUCGGCCGCCCAAGGGUGUUACCGGAGCUGCGGCUCGUUCGCGUGCUGCAAAGGCGCAAGUUGCUGCCGCGGCAGCCGGCCCAAGCGCCGCACGUGCCACCGCCAAGUCGUCCCCGGCGCCCCUCCUGGGAGCCACGCUGCCGGCCUUGCCGGCCCUGCUCUCCGGAUCACCCGGCCCCUCCGAGCCCAUGGCCAGCAGUGCCGGCCCAGACUCCGAUCCUCUGAUUCCCACAAAGCUGGAGGAUUUUGGCGGCAGCGGUGCCGACGCCGCCCAAAUGAACCUGGGCCUUUCCUUCUGCGAGGGGUCGUCCUUUACGUCCUCCAACGCCCGGGACUCGGCCGAUGAGCGCGGGCCAAACGCCCCGCCUGGCGGGAGUGCCCCAAGCGGCAGCGGGCCAAGUGGCAGCGGCAGUGGCGCCGGCGUCGGCGGCAGCGGCACUGGGCCCGAUAAUGCAAAGAGCCUUCGGCAGCUGAGUAUUCGUGUCCUCCAAAAGAUCGAAGAAAAGCGCGUGACCACCUAUCGCGAGGUUGCUGACGAGCUUGUCCUCGAGUUUGCGGCCCUCGAGGCCGGGCUCGAUGAGUCAACCGAUGGCAGUCUCGGGUCUUUCUCGCGGCCCCUCACGGCCCCCGGAGGUUUUCAUGGCAGCAGCGAUGCCGGAGACUCUUCGGUGCCAGCCAGCCCGGCGGGAUCGGACAUGCUGCCCGACACCCCGGAUGACCAGGGCCACCAUGCGCUGGACUCGUCAUUGGCCGGCCCGAAUGGAGGCCCGCCGUCCUCGUCAUCGGCCUUGGUUCCGGCCGAGGGGCCCCGCCGCGGAGGACGCAAGCAUCCCACCGCGCAGAAAAACAUCCGCCGGCGCGUGUACGACGCCAUCAAUGUCCUGGCCGCGUUGGGUAUCCUGUCGAAGGGCCCCUCCAAGAAGAUCCGGUGGAUUGGCUUCUCUCGUAGCAAGGUCACCAGCAUCACCUCGCUGGAGCGCGAGCGCAAUGACCUGCGCGCUCGCAUGCUGGCCAAGCGCCUCGAGCUCCAGAGCCUCAUGGCCGAGCAUGUUUGCCUGCGAAAUCUCUCCCAGCAGCGGAAUGCCGGCGACACGGCCCCGGCGGCAGACCCGGCCGAGCCAACUGUCAAGCACAUCCCCCUGCCCUUUAUCCUGCUGAACAGCACGGCCGACGCGCAAAUCCAGGCCAUCGUGGCGCCCGAGGGCCAUGUCGUGGAUUUCCAAUGCGAGGGCGAAUGCACGGUCAUCCGCGAUCAGGAUGUCCUCCGGUCGCUCGGGUACCACCGGGUUCCGCGCGAGGAUUUCGACCGGUGGAUCCCUCAGCAGCUGCACCCCUGGCUGCCGCGUCUGGUCAGGCAGGAGCUCGACGCCAAUCCCGAUCCCAAGCACAUUAUCGAAUUCCUGCCGGACCAUGAGCCAACCGGCCCCAGUGUCGGCGACCUCCUUGGUGCUGGGUCGUCUGGCCUUCGCACGCUUCACAACCAGAAACCCUCCGACCGGCAACAUACCCCCUCCCUUUUCGAGUCCAAAGGCACCGGUGCCGGUGGUGGUGGAGAUGGCCCGGCCAUGCUGAAGGACGCAUCGCCAGGGCUGCUGGCGCCUCCGGCGACGGCCUUCUUCCUGGGCUCGGGCCCCGUCUUUGCGGGUGGCGCUUCUUUCGGCAUUCGGCCGCCCUUGCCACCGGGCAGCCAGGUGGCCGGGCAGUAUGCCACCACGACGAUGGGCAUGAGCGCCGAGCUGGGCGCCGACUCGGAGGGCACCGCUCGUGGGCUAUCCCCCGGCAGGGAGGCCACUCCGGUGCUGUGCUCUUCCGCGCCCGAAGGCAAGACCCCCCGGCGGAAGCGCGCCGCUCGGCCGGCCUCGGCGGCCAAGCCGCGAGCCACCGCCAAGUCCGCCCCCCUGGCGAGUGCCGCCGGUGGCGGUGGCGCUUCCUUGCCACCCGUGCCCGCCGGGGCCCCCAAUGCCGGGGACUUGGACAUGGGGGUUUUCGCCGGGCAGGAGGAUGGCCCGUCGGCGCGUGGGUCCUCGCCUGGCAUGUACGCCGGCCCGGCGAGUGACCACGAUCUCACCGGGAACCUGUCCAUGAUCGAUGUCCUCCCCGGUCCGGGAGGUCCCGGCUCCGGGGCCACCGAGAUCUUCGAGUCGGAUUCCUUCUUCACGCAUGAGGCCUCGUCUCCGGCCUGUCGAUUCGAGGACCCGAGCGAUUCCGGGCCCCCCUACUCCACGGUGAUCGGGGGCUUUGGCGAUCCGGCACUCGAUGAUCCUCGGGGGCCCUUCCACCCUGCCCACCACCCGUACUACCCGGGGCCGGGGGAGGUGUACGUCGGCCCGCCCGGGGUCACCCCUCCAGGCGGCCUGGCUGGCAGCGGCGGCCCCGGCGGCUACCACCACUAUGCACCGGAUGCCGGGGGCCCCCCCCCGAUGGCCGGCGCGUCGCACUAUCCCCAUGCCCAGUACUCGGUGUUCCAGCCACUGGCGGCCGGAGCGCCGGCAGCGGGGCCGCCCCCACCGGGCGCCCCCCCGCCAGGCCCCCCGACCAUGGGCCCAGCGCAUACGCCCUUCCAGGCAUUCCAGUCGCCGCCCCUGCCACCCCCACCGCCGGCCGGUCCGCAUGGCUACCCGCACUAUGGGCCGGCGUACUCGCAAUACUCGCACUAUGGCCAGCCGCCGGGCCCGGUGGCGCAGGGCCCGGUCCCUGCCCCGCCGCCAGGGGCCCACUACCACUACUACCAGCAGCCGCAAUCACAGGCGCAGGCGCAGGCGCACCCGGCUGCAAUCCCCCCACCGGCGUCGGUGAUGAUGCCCCAUGGCCAUGGGCAUCACCAGUAUGCCCCUUUGGCACAUGCCCUCCCCGGCACUCGGGCCGAUGUGCGACAGAUGUACCACCUGCAGCCGGGGGGGCACCCGCAUGCCGGGCCGGCGGGGCCCAGUGCCGCCUCCGCCGGCGGCGGCGGCGCCGGCGCCGGCGCCGCCGCCGGCGCCCAGGCCGCCGGAUACUACGCCCAUCGACCGGGCACGGACGCGGCCGGGUCCGCGGGCUACCUUUAUUCCGCUCCUCCGGGGGCCGGGGCGCCGCUGAUGGUGGCUGCUCACCCGAGGGGGAUUCCGUCGGCGCAUGUGCCCCAAUCGGCUGACUCUUUGAUUGUGGCACCGAUGGCCGGGGCGGGGGCCAGGGCAGUGGCCCUUUCCAGCCCAGCCCCGGGUCCCGGGAACAUGAGCCGCGAUGGGACUCCCGACAUUGGCAACCUUUCGGUGGAUCUCAGCCACAGCGGCGGCGGCGGCGGCGGCGGCAGCAGCAGCAGCAGCAGUAGCAACAACGGCAACGGCAACGGCAGCAGCAGCAGCAGCAGCAACAGCAGCAAUGGCAGCAGCAGCAGCAGCGGCGGCGGCGGCGGCAACAGCGCCAGGGCCUCAGCGCAGGCACUCCCACGCCAGUCGUCCACAUCCGGCCUGCCGGUGAGCUCGCUCUCGGCCCCGACACCCGUCCCUGACGCCGAGCCGGUGUACCACCCGGUGCCACUGGAGCACAUCGGUGGCCCGGCCGGUGCCCAGCAGCCGUACCUCCGCCCGGGAUCUGCCGACCCCACGGCCGGAGCCGAGAACGCCGUUCCAUUUGGCGGCCUGGUCACCGGAUACGGGUUCGGCGGCCCGGAAGUCGCGCACCCACACGCCGGUGGUGGUUAUCUGCCACCGCCGCCGCCGCCGCCGCCGCCGUCGUCGUCGGCCCCCCCCUCGCAGUACGGGUACCACCAUCCACACGCGUACCACCCGCCGGUGGUCGGCUCGGGCCCGCAGCAUGUCGCCUACCACUCGUCCCAUGUGCCGCCCGGGCCGCAGCAUGCCGCCUACCAUGGGCCUCCCGGCGCCAGCCACCCGCAUCCCCCCCACCACCCGCACCAUUCCCACCAUUUGCAGCCACCCCCGCCGCCACCGCCACCGCCGAGGCAGCACCACCUGGGCUUCGGUGGCGCUGCCCCGCCUCCGGCCGGCCACCCCGGCGCCGGGCUCUACUCCUACUCGCCGGUGGUGGGCCCCUUCACUGCGGCCAGCCCGGCGCAGGCACACCCAUCCGGCCCCGGUAGCAGCAGCAGCAGCAGCAGCAGCAGCUCCGGCGGCAGUGGCUUUGGCGAUCUGUCUGGCAGCUCGGAUAUGGCCUUCAUUCCGUCCAAUCUGGAGCUCAGCGAUGCGGAUUUGUCGCUUGUGUCGUAUGGCUCGCUGCCGGCCGAGCCGGUGGCCGACCCCGCCGUGGUGGACCCGAUGGCCGAGGGCUUCAGCGCCUCGCGGCCGCCCCUGCCGCCGGGGCUUCCCGGCAGCACGGUGGCCGGCUCGGGGGUCGCGGCGCCGCCCUCCGGCGGUGGCCAAGUGGCCACGGCUCGGGCCAAGAAGCCCGGCCCUCGGACCCGGCGAAAGCCCACCCCUGUGGCCGGCGUCGAGCUGGCUCCCGGGCAUCAGAUCCCGGAGUUGCCGGUCUCCCAGCAGGCGGCCUCUCCGCCGGGCCCGUGCGCCACCACUUCCCCGGAGCUGGCUCCGCCGGGCUUGAUGUCGUCCGGCCAGGAGGGCGAUCCGCAUGUGGCGCUGGCGGCCGGCGGGGGGGCGGCCGCCAAGACGCCCUCGCCCGCACCGGCCGGCACAUGUGAUGUCACUGCCUCCGGCUGAUUUCCCCAUGCCCGGAGAUAAUACAUGUCCUUGUCA
Messenger RNA from Fonticula alba, 4835 nucleotides. RefSeq lists its product as hypothetical. Gene Ontology annotation, biological process: regulation of cell cycle; regulation of transcription by RNA polymerase II. Gene Ontology annotation, cellular component: nucleus; transcription regulator complex. The transcript has 6 exons. NCBI's taxonomy places the organism in Eukaryota, Rotosphaerida, Fonticulaceae. Gene Ontology annotation, molecular function: RNA polymerase II transcription regulatory region sequence-specific DNA binding; DNA-binding transcription factor activity, RNA polymerase II-specific. The record is from RefSeq and is a predicted model, not a curated record. The coding region runs from base 99 to 4799 and encodes 1566 amino acids.